AACACCCCAAUUCCAAAUUCCUCUUCGACUUCAAAGAGAUUUCUUGUCUUUUCUCUUGGGGGAAAUUUUUGCAAAAAAAAAAAAAAAAUUCAAGCUUUGGUUCAUUUUGUUUUCAAUCAGAUCUGAUCAUGUUAAAGUUCCAAUCUUGAUUUGACACCUGGAAACAGGCCUCUGAGUUUGCAAUAAAAAAAAAUCCAUUUUUUUAAUUCCCCUCUUUUUUGGAUUGUGCAAUGGAUUUGGAUGAUUUCAGAACAGUGCUGGAAACAGCAGGCGUUGAUGUAUGGACUUUCAUUGAUACAGCGAUCCUGGUAGCUUCUUUGGAUCAUGGUGAAGAGUUGAAGCAAAGGAGAGAUGGGAUUGUUGAGAGGCUUUAUGCUACUUCCAUGGUUACCAAGUGUAAAAGCUGUGAUUUUGGUGAAAGAUCAAAUGGAUUUCAAGUAAACAGUAACAAUGAUGAAUCCAAUUCAAAUCCCCAUGAAGAAGGUAAAGCAGGAGAAAGGGUUAAAGGGUCACCUUUUUCACCUCAAUCUGAUAAUGAAGCUGAUGAUUUUGACCCUUAUGGUGGCUUGUUUGAUGAUGAACAAAAAAGGGUUAUUGGGAUUAAAGAGCGUCUUGAACUACCUAAUCAGUCAGAAGAUACCUUGGUUGAUUUGCUUCAAACUUUGGCAGAUAUGGAUAUAACAUUUCAAGCUCUCAAGGAGACUGAUAUUGGAAGACAUGUGAACAAAUUAAGGAAGCAUUCAUCCAAUGAUGUUAAGAGAUUAGUGAAACAGCUUGUCAGAAAAUGGAAAGAAAUUGUGGAUGAAUGGGUUAGGGUGAAUCAACCUGGAGAGCCUGAACCAGCUGCACUUAUGGAUGGAGAUUCACCACAGCGAAAGCUUCCUCAAAAUGGUCGUCAACAGGUUCCCGAUUUCACUUACUCUCCGAAUCCGCACAAUGGUGGUUCUGGUUCGGAAAAGAAUUAUUCAGAGCCUGAAAGGAAGCCGAAGCCAAAGCCAAUCUCUUCUCAACGAAAGGAUCCUCCUCUGAGACCUAGUCACUUGACUCCUCCACAAAAUGUACAGAGGCAGAGAGAUCAAAAGGAAAACAAUUUUGACUCGGAAAGGUUGGCUUCGGCUAGAAAAAGGCUUCAAGAAAGCUACAAAGAAGCCGAAAACGCCAAAAAGCAAAGAACCAUACAAGUGAUGGACAUUCACGAGCUACCGAAACCCAAGAAUGCCUUCUAUGCGAAGAACAAGGGAGGCGGUUCUCAAGGGAGACACUGGUGAUUUCGGUGAAUGAGUUCGGCUUAAAGGCAUCCCGGUCUUAGGUUUUUCGUUUCUAGUUUCCCGUUGCGAUCAUCGUAUUCGAUAGUACUUUUCCCCACUGUCAUAGGUUAUCUUUCCAUGUUCUCUCAUCGAGAUGUACCAAAUCAUUUAUCAAUUGUUUGACACUUUCGAGAGCCAUGGACAUCAAUAACCAUUAAAUUCGGGGAUGCUCCAUGAUUCUUCUUUU
Molecule: messenger RNA, 1494 nt
Organism: Hibiscus syriacus
Lineage: Eukaryota; Viridiplantae; Streptophyta; Magnoliopsida; Malvales; Malvaceae
Product: probable mediator of RNA polymerase II transcription subunit 26c
Exons: 9
Coding region: 231-1268 (345 amino acids)
Cellular component (GO): nucleus
Source: RefSeq, a predicted model, not a curated record